GCCUUGUACUAGGUUUGCAGUCAGCAGAAGGAAGGAAAGACAGAGUCAGCUUCCCCAGGACUAUAAGCAGUAAUGGACCUCAAACACAGUCGUUCUGUGAAACUGAAUGAUGGGCAUUUCAUGCCAGUGCUUGCAUUUGGCACUCUUGCUUCUGAUGAUGUUCCUAAGAGCAAGGCUGCUGAGGCCACCAAAAUGGCAAUUGAUGUAGGUUUCCGUCACAUCGACGCGGCAUACGUCUAUCAAAACGAGAAGGAGGUUGGCCAGGCCAUUCGAGACAAAAUCGCGGAUGGCACUGUGAAGAGAGAGGACAUAUUCUACACCACCAAGCUUUGGGCUACUUUCCUUCGACCAGAACUGGUUCGACCAGCCCUGGAAAGAUCACUGAAGAAUCUUCAACUGGACUAUGUAGAUCUCUUCAUCAUUCAUAUUCCAACAGCAAUGAAGCCUGGAGAGGACCUUAUACCAAAGGAUGUCAGUGGGAAAGUUAUUUUAGAUACAGUGGACUUACGUGACACGUGGGAGGCCCUGGAGAAGUGUAAGGAUGCAGGUUUAACCAAGUCCAUUGGGGUGUCCAAUUUCAAUCACAAACUGCUGGAGAUGAUCCUGAACAAGCCAGGGCUCAAGUACAAGCCUGUCUGCAACCAGGUGGAAUGUCACCCGUACCUCAACCAGAGCAAACUGCUGGAGUUCUGCAAGUCCAAGGACAUUGUUCUUGUUGCUUACAGUGCCCUGGGGUCCCAAAGAGACCCUACCUGGGUGGAAAAGGAUAGCCCCAUUCUCUUGGAGGAUCCAAUUAUGAAUGCCAUUGCCAAGAAACACAGCAGAAAUCCAGGGCAAGUGGCCCUGCGCUACCAAGUGCAGAGAGGGGUGGUGGUCCUGGCCAAGAGCUUCAAUGAGAAGAGAAUCAAAGAGAACUUCCAGAUUUUUGACUUUGAACUGACUCCAGAAGACAUUAAAGCAAUUGAUGGCCUCAACAGAAAUUUCCGUUUUUUUCAACUACUAAUGAGAAAACAUGGCUAUGCUCAUAAUGAACAUGUAAUAAUGACUGCACCCUGGACCCUAUUCAUUUUUGUCCUAACACAAUUGUGAAAUGUAACAUGAACAGUUUCUUCAUGGAGGAGAGGGCCCAUGAAGUGUUGUUGAUCACCCUUAUUAUCCAUUUUCUGAAGAAUAUUGACCAUCAGCUAUCUAACAUGAGUUGUAGCAGAAUCUCCUGCUUCUAGGGGUGUGAAGAAGAUUUCUGCACUUGGAGGUGAUUAAAAGCAGUUCUGUAGAUUCAGGCUACCUGCCUGUCUUCUUUAAAACUUUUUUUUUUAAUUUUAGGAAACAAUAAAAACAUUAGAAAUAA
Molecule: messenger RNA, 1348 nt
Organism: Phyllostomus hastatus (greater spear-nosed bat)
Lineage: Eukaryota; Metazoa; Chordata; Mammalia; Chiroptera; Phyllostomidae
Gene: AKR1C8
Product: aldo-keto reductase family 1 member C8
Exons: 10
Coding region: 73-1089 (338 amino acids)
Biological process (GO): steroid metabolic process
Cellular component (GO): cytosol
Molecular function (GO): steroid dehydrogenase activity; aldose reductase (NADPH) activity; ketosteroid monooxygenase activity
Source: RefSeq, a predicted model, not a curated record